GGUUGGGCUUCCUCGGGGGUUCCGGGGAGUGGAGUUAACCAGCCGGAGGGGGCUGGACUAGAAGACCUCUGAGGUCCCUCCCAACCCAAGGAUUGUAGAGUUUCCUGCCUGGUGUGCUGCUCCUUCCAGGAUGGCCCGUCCGCUCUGUGGCAGCAGCCCAGUCCUUCUCCUCUGUGUUCUGGUCUUCGCCAGUGCCAAUUUGAUCCAGUUUGGACGGAUCAUCGAACACUUGACCGGAAGACACGCCCUCAUCUACAACGGCUACGGCUGCUACUGCGGAUGGGGGGGCUCCCGGCAGCCGGUGGACGCUACUGACUGGUGUUGCCGAGUUCACGACUGCUGCUACCAGGCCCUGUCGCUCCGUCACUGCAAACCCAAAAUGGAGAAAUAUUCCUACUCCGUCGGAAAAGACACCGUCACGUGUGGUGGGGAAACCGAAUGCCGGCGGCAAACCUGCGAGUGUGACAAAGCAGCAGCCCUCUGUUUCCGCCGCUCAGUGUUUCAGGACCAAUACAUCACCUACCCAAAUAUCUUGUGCCAAGGACCCACCCCGCCCUGCCAGGGCAUCGGCCACCACUCCACCCACACAAAGAGGGGCUGAGGCCGGCCCUUCUGAGCUCGAGAUGCCGGCGGGGGCCACGAAACCUCCACCCGUCCCUGAACCGCCUUCUCUUUGCCAGUCGCCAAACUGUGGUCUUCUUGUGCAAUA
Molecule: messenger RNA, 709 nt
Organism: Pantherophis guttatus
Lineage: Eukaryota; Metazoa; Chordata; Lepidosauria; Squamata; Colubridae
Product: group IIE secretory phospholipase A2
Biological process (GO): phospholipid metabolic process; lipid catabolic process; arachidonate secretion
Molecular function (GO): calcium ion binding; phospholipid binding
Source: RefSeq, a predicted model, not a curated record